AUGGAGGGGAAUUUAAAGGAAGAUAACACUUAUCAUUGGAGCCGGAUGCUUGAAGUUUUUAGUUUGUUUAGUGAGAUGGGUUGCAGUGAUGAGCAGUUGGGCAAGCUACUUCGCCACAACCCAGAUAUUGUAUUUCAAAGUUCGGGGGAAACGACAGUUUCACUGGUUGGGUUAUUACAGAAGUUUGGAUUUACAAAGAGAGAGUUAUGUUCAAUGUUUCUACAAUUUCCACAUAUUCCGGUAGCAAAAUUUGUUGCGAAUUUGAGACAAUGCAUUUUGUUUCUGGAUGAGAUUGACAUGAAUGCUGCAGAGAUUGGGAAGAUUGUGCAUACUCACACCCUGCUACUGGGUUUGUGCUCUUUGAAAAAAACUAAAAGCUUACUUGACACUUUGAAUGUUGGGAAGAAACGAUUGUCUCGGUACAUCCAGGAGAACCCAGAAGAAUUAAAAAAAAACUGGGUUUGGGGUAGAAAAGUUGAGUCAUUUCCAGAUUCGGGAGAUGAAGUUAGAUCAAAGGCUCAAAGGACCAAGUUCUUAUUAGACAUAGGAUUUGUAGAAAACUCCAACAAAAUGAAAGCAGCCCUUAAGGCAUGUCGAGGCAACGGAGUGGAGCUUCAGGAAAGAUUUGAUUGUAUUGUAAAAGCUGGUUUGGAUUGGAAGGAUGUCUGUGAACUGGUUCGAUCAACCCCUCGAAUUCUUAACCAGACAACGGAUGUGAUUGAAAUGAAGAUCAACUGUCUUGUAAAUGAAUUGGGCUAUCUCAUAUGGUCCUUGUUGACCGUCAGAAGAUUUCUUUCCUAUAAAAUGGAAAGGGUCAAGCUUAGGGUUCGCAUGUUCAAUUGGCUCAAAGAUCAUGGAAUAGCUGAUCCUGGGCUUUCGUUGAGCACUCUUAUUUCUUGCUCAGAGAGUUAUUUUAUAAAGACUUGUGUACAUCGUCAUCCUGCCGGUCCUCAAGUUUGGCGUGAUCUGAAGAAUGAAAUUGAAUCCGAUUGGUAA
Messenger RNA from Fragaria vesca subsp. vesca, 996 nucleotides. RefSeq lists its product as uncharacterized. NCBI's taxonomy places the organism in Eukaryota, Viridiplantae, Streptophyta, Magnoliopsida, Rosales, Rosaceae. The transcript has a single exon. The record is from RefSeq and is a predicted model, not a curated record. Bases 1 to 996 code for a protein of 331 amino acids.